GGCACCAGUGAGGAAGUGAAGAUAACUAACUUUCGUUUCCUCCACGAAACUUUUUAUUUAUACUGCACCUAAUUUCAGAAAGGAGAAGUAACGACAACAGGGUCUGAAAGGGACACAGGGACGGGGAUGUCCGUGUGUCUCUGUCCCCGUCUUCAUUCUGCUCCAGCCCCGCUACACUGACACGAUGGAGGCAACUGCCGAUGAAGCUUUGAUCCCUCAUGAUGAUCAGUUUGUAGUGCCUCCAAAUGGCAACGUGAACGAAAUGCUUAAUGUGGACCACGAAGACAACAUGCAGGGCCAGGUGGAGGAGUUUUUGGGCCCACAGGCAGAUUACAACGAGGAGGAGGAGGAGAAGAAAUACUAUCGAAGGAAGAGGCUGGGAAUCAUCAAGAAUGUUGUUGCAGCCAGUAUUGGAGCCAUGAUUGUGUACAGUGUGUACAUGGGCCUCCUGCAGAUGCAGUUGAUCCUCCACUAUGAUACGACCUACCGUGAGGUAAAGUACAGCAACCUCGGCCUGCAGGACAUCGACCAGAAGAUGCUGAUGGGGAUUAAUGUCACACCGAUCGUAGGCCUCCUGUACACGCCUCUCCUCAUCAGGUUUCUAGGUACCAAGUGGAUGAUGUUCCUGGCUUCGGGGAUCUACGCUCUCUUCGUCUCUACCAAUUACUGGGAGCGUUACUACACCCUCGUUCCAUCGGCUGUGGCCAUCGGUGUGGCCAUUGUGCCCCUGUGGGCCUCCUUGGGAAAUUAUAUCACACGGAUGGCACAGCAGUACUAUGAAUGCGUCAACUACAAGGAGGAGCACGUGCAGGAGCAGAAGAAGCUCCCAAAGGGAGCGUGCCACUGCUAUAUCAUCGUCUUCCAGUCGGUCUUUAACAUCAUUUUCAAUCUGAGUUUUGUCUUCGCCGAGUUCCCCAUGGCCUUCGUCCUCAACAACGUUUACCUCCAUGACAACCCCCACAUCCUCGCCCAAGUGAAAGUCUGCGGUGCUAAAGUCACCGGAUUGAUCCCUGGCUUCAACAACACCGUGCUGAAAAAACUUCCAAGCUCCAUGCUGCUCAUCAAAGUGGAGAGCGUGCUCAUGGGCUUCGCCUUCCUCUCCAUGAUCAUUUUCCUCGGGCUGUGUGGGGCUGCCUACCGCCCAACAGAAGAGAUCGACCUUCGCAGUAUAGGCUGGGGAAACAUCUUUCAGCUGCCUUUCAAACACCUGAGGGACUACCGCCUGCGACUGCUCUGCCCCUUCUUCAUCUACAGUGGAUUUGAGACGCUGUUUGCCAUCUCUGGAUUCACCCUGUCUUAUGGUGUGUGUACUUUGGGUCUAAAUAAACUGUGGCUUCUCAUCGUCGUCUACGGCCUCUCCGCCUCCGUCUUUUCCUCCCUAAGCCUUUCCCUCUUACGGCUUCCACGCUGGGUGUGUCUCAUCAGUGGUGCUUUUGUGCAUGGAGUGCUUGUCGUGGUUCUCAUGGCAUUUUCUCCAGAGCCAAAUCACCUCAAGUAUGAGGGCCCUCUACUGGUGAUCUCUGUGCUGUGGGGACUCGGCACCGCCCUGAACAAGACAGGCGUCAGCACCCUACUCGGGAUGCUGUACGCUGAAGAAAAGGAACGCCUGGACUUUGUCUACACCAUCUAUCACUGGUGGCAGGCAAUCGCCAUCUUUAUAGUCUACCUUUGGUAUGGUCUUCCUAUGAGGGCAAAACUUUCCAUACUACUAGUCACUUUGUUGCUGGCUUGCUGUUGCUAUUGGGUGAUGGAGCGUCGCCUGGCCAAGAGAGUGCCAUUCAGACUGCCUCGCAUCCCUCGGCCGCGACACAAGGUCAAAGGUUACCGCUACCUGGAAGAGGACAACUCUGAUGAGUCUGACUCGGAGAGGAGCGAGGAGGACGACGGAGAAGACGAGAGGGAGGAAGACGACUAUGAUGUAGUGCAAAAUUUGGACGGGGAGGAAAGGGACCAAGAGGGUUGGUAUCAGGGAGCUAACUCACCCAGAGCCAGGAGAAGAGGAGCCGAGGGCCGUGGACAGGAAGACGCCCGUGUGAAUGAGAGCGGCGGAGAGAUUUGAGAAGAGGAGAGGAAGACUUAAAAUAGCACUGGAUGCUCUUUUUUUCAUUAAUAUUUCUGUAACUUUGGUUUGUUUUUCAGUGGAAAAUAUAAAAAUUAAGAAAAAAGCCCCAAUAGUUUAUAGUUUUCUAACUUUGAAGGAAAGCUAUAGGUAACUGCUUAACUGAAAUUACAGUCAUCAAUAAGAAAAGUACACCGGCUUUAACAGCUAUAUUGUUAUAAUACAUCAGCACAUUCUGGAUAAAACAAAAAAUUCGAGUCCUUUUUCUUUCUAUGUAAACUGGCUAACCAAAUGAUAAGUGCAGAGAGCAUUUCACUUCAUCAGAAUUUGUUGUUUAUUAUUGAAAAAAAAUCUGCAUAGAAAGACUUGAAAGCAAGCGACAAAAUGAAGGAAUUGAUUUUCUGAGUUCAAUCACAAGUUGUGUGUUUUGAUAGAAAAACAAGCCUGCCUCUUGUAAGCAACAUAAAAAGCCCCAUAUUUGUUGUUUUAAUUCCUUAUAAUUUCAGUAUUUCAUUUAAUAGUGUUUGGACAUUGGUCAGAGAAUCUGGAAUCACACAAGGCAUUGUCAGAAGCUCAGAGGACUGUCUGCUGUAAGAUGCAGAAGAUGAGCUUGAAUAUAUUUAAUGAAGUGCAGCAUUUAGCAUCUUUCCUAUACAUUUAAGAAAUCUAAAAUAAUAUUCAGAAACAAACAAACAAAAAGGGCUACAGCCACACGAGCUAUAUGCUAACAUUAGCAUGUAGCCCUGCAACAUUGCUUGCUGCGUCUUGGUUUGUAGCAGCUGAUACGGUGGGUAUACCAGACACUAGUUGCAUAGUGCAUGUUAAAGCUGAGAGUACAUUAGCAUUGUAUCUGUGAACUUUGCUCUGCUAAUAAUUGUUGUUAUUGCUACAAGUUGAUGAUUAGCCGAAGACAAUGCUAAGUCCAGAUAAGGUUCAUGCACUUUAAAAUAGAGUGCUACAAAUGGAAACCCACUAAUUUCAUUCUGACAGGGGCAUUAGAUGAAGGGUCAGAGAUGUCAGUCAGAAAAUUAAAUUAAAAAAACAAACACUCAUACAUAACUUAGUGUUUUGUACAUGUCAAAACAGUAAAGGGCCAAAUAUGCUUUUUGAACCUGCAUACAUACAGUAUCAUUUCACUAAAGUAUCAAAGGGUCUAACAUAGAAACCUUUUUGCUCAUGCAGUAACUGCUUUUCUGUGCUGAAUGAUUAUUUCUAAUGACGGCUACACUCCCAAAGAUGUGAAAGUGUAGGCUAUUUAAAAGACAGAUGUGAGUGCCUUGAAGACUUGCUUUGUUAGUGGAGUCGUGUUUAGAGCCCUCAACUCAAUAUUAUAAUCAUAGGCAUCGUCAUGUUUUUAUGUUUUCUAAAAAAAACUUGUGACAUGACAAGCAAGAGGUAGAUCUGACAAAGAAACACUAUGGUCGUAAAGUAGGAACUUGACACAAUGUCUCCACACCCUAAAGCUUACUCAGUCUAUUUUAGUUUAAGUAUUUUUACAAAGUGAACAUCAUGCUGUAUUAAAUAAGAUUUGAAAAUAAGACUUGAAACUAGAAAUUGACUCCAUGAAAUUAUCAGGAAAGUGUUUGCUGUGGUCACAAAUGGAGUGAGCAUUACAGUCAACUUCUUUCAAAUGUUAAUAUAUCGGACAAUACUUUGGAGCCAGAGGAGUCACCCUCUGCUGGCCAUAAGAAAGAAUACAAGUUUAAGGCACUGCGGUUCCUCUGGACUGAAAACUGAAGUCUAAGUUAAACUGUCAUUCAAUCUAUGGCUGGUUUGCCGUCAUGUCAUGCAGAAACACUUGCUGGAACUUCACCAUCAUAAAUUUCACCUGUCAACUAUUUGCCCUGUAAAAAUGAGGGAAUUCUGCACAUCACUGUGCAGCCUUUGCUGUGUAUAUAUACCAAAACUUUUUCUUAUUGUGUCUAUUUUACUUAAAUGGGUUUCAUGUCUUUUGUUUUACUUUGUAUUCAUGGUUUCCGAGGUGACUUUAGAUUUACUUGACAGCACUCUGUAUUCCCUAAUCUUUCAGAACCGCAAGCCUAAAUGUUUUCAUACAGAAACCUUCAUAUAUAUAUAGAUAUAUCUAUAUAUAUAUGUAUUUGUGGUUUUCUAUAGUAGUUUUGUAUAGUAAGGUUGGAUGUAAUUGAACCACAGCUUCUUCUUUUCCAGUCAUCAAGGUACAGAUUUCUAUUUUAACCAGCUGUAGGAGGAAGGAAUGUAAUCAACAUCCUACGGUGGACAUAUAACAUUUAAUUUAACUUUAUAUGGGAUUGUAAGUGUUUUAGAGAGCUUAGCUGCGUUAUUGCCGUGCUGAUGUUGUUCAGUUUAUGUAAUUUCUGACCCUGAGAAUGUAUUUUGUGCUUUUCUCCAGUAUAAACAUGCAGUUUGAAGUAAAAAGAUGUGCUGAAUCGAA
This is a messenger RNA of Oreochromis niloticus (Nile tilapia), 4472 nucleotides long. RefSeq names its product unc-93 homolog B1, TLR signaling regulator (gene unc93b1). Gene Ontology annotation, biological process: toll-like receptor 7 signaling pathway; toll-like receptor 9 signaling pathway; toll-like receptor signaling pathway. The transcript is spliced from 13 exons. Lineage: Eukaryota; Metazoa; Chordata; Actinopteri; Cichliformes; Cichlidae. Gene Ontology annotation, molecular function: Toll-like receptor binding. The record is from RefSeq and is a predicted model, not a curated record. The coding region runs from base 185 to 2059 and encodes 624 amino acids. Gene Ontology annotation, cellular component: endosome; lysosome.